GGAAACGCUGAAACCGUGGCAAAAAUUCAAGUUUUGCCCCUUGUCCAAUUUAUCGCAACUCCUAAAACAAUCACGCAACUGAGUAUUCAGAGCUGGGCAAAAAAGGUAAUUUCAAAGGUAAUAGACACAUAAACCGGAAGAGUCAGAAAAAGAUCGCAUCUGGUUUUUAUCAUCACUCGGCUUUAGCGGCAGUUUUAUUUCUUCUUUAUAAUCAACCCUUCGGGUCACUCACUAUCUUUCAUCUGCAAAUUCACAAAUCUCAUAGCUAAAUCCAAAAACUCAAAACAAAGCAUAAAAAAAGAAAAAGAGGGCGUCUUCUCUUCUCCAGAAUCAUUCAGUUCGGUUUCGAGAUGAAUUCUACAAGAAAGGCAUGGACGGUGGCAGCAAGUAUCGGAGUUGUGGAGACACUAAAAGAUCAGUUAGGCGUUUGCCGGUGGAACUACGUUCUCCGUUCGAUGAAUCAACAUCUCCGGAAUAACAUCAGAUCCAUUUCUCAGACCAAAAAUCUUUCAUCCUCAGCCUCCAUCGUAUCCUCAUCCUCCGGCAAUACGAAGAAGGCUGAGGAAUCGCUCAGGACUGUCAUGUACUUGAGCUGCUGGGGUCCUAACUAGGUUUCAGGACAUCUACUUGAUGAAUUUUGAAAGUCUGUGUAGGCUUUUGAUUGGUUUGGUCCAAGACUAAUAUAAAGAGUAGAUAGAUAUGCAAAAAGAAUCUUUAUUCAAAAAGAUGGUUUAAUUGUAUUGCCAUCUUACUUGUGUAUUGUAUAUAAAGGCUAAUUUAGUCAAUCUGAAUAGACUUAAAAUCAUUUACUGAAA
This is a messenger RNA of Raphanus sativus (radish), 815 nucleotides long. RefSeq lists its product as uncharacterized. The record is from RefSeq and is a predicted model, not a curated record. The transcript has a single exon. The coding region runs from base 351 to 611 and encodes 86 amino acids. Lineage: Eukaryota; Viridiplantae; Streptophyta; Magnoliopsida; Brassicales; Brassicaceae.